This is a messenger RNA of Cololabis saira (Pacific saury), 1676 nucleotides long. RefSeq names its product calcium channel, voltage-dependent, gamma subunit 3a (gene cacng3a). The coding region runs from base 138 to 1130 and encodes 330 amino acids. Gene Ontology annotation, cellular component: postsynaptic density membrane; AMPA glutamate receptor complex. The transcript is spliced from 4 exons. Gene Ontology annotation, molecular function: channel regulator activity; voltage-gated calcium channel activity. The record is from RefSeq and is a predicted model, not a curated record. Lineage: Eukaryota; Metazoa; Chordata; Actinopteri; Beloniformes; Belonidae. Gene Ontology annotation, biological process: calcium ion transport; regulation of AMPA receptor activity; neurotransmitter receptor transport, postsynaptic endosome to lysosome.
CGAUGUGCUUUAUUCAGCCGACUGGAACCACACCUGCGAAGAUAAGACGCCCGGGAUAACUUCUCCGCACUUUUUAAAUCCCACAAGUGUCCGUCUUUGGUGGACUCCUCGGUUGUGAGGGGGAAGCGGAGGCCGAUAUGAGGGUGUGUAACCGGGGGGUGCUGAUGCUUCUCACGACGGCAGGGGCUUUCUGCGCGUUCAGCCUCAUGACCAUCGCUGUGGGCACGGACUACUGGCUGUACUCCCCCGGGAUGUGCCGCUCCAAGAACCCCAACGACAACGAGACCGUCCACAAGAACGAGGAGGUCCUCACCCACUCUGGUCUGUGGAGAACCUGCUGCACCGAGGGGAUAUUUCGAGGUGUUUGCAAAGAUAUUGAUCACUUCCCAGAUGAUGCAGACUAUGAGCAGGAUGCUGCAGAAUAUUUACUACGAGCAGUACGGGCCUCCAGCCUCUUCCCCAUACUCAGUGUGGGACUAUUAUUUCUCGGUGGUGUCUGUGUAGCUGCCAGUGAGUUUUAUAAGUCACGCUACAAUGUCAUCCUCACCGCUGGUAUUCUCUUUGUCUCUGCAGGUCUCAGUAACAUCAUUGGCAUCAUUGUGUACAUAUCAGCCAACUCAGGAGACCCCAGCCAGAGUGACAACAAGAAGAGCUACUCCUACGGUUGGUCCUUUUAUUUUGGAGCUCUGUCUUUUGUGCUGGCUGAGGUAGUUGGAGUCCUGGCAGUUCACGUGUUCAUUGAGAAACACAGACAGCUGCGCACUAAAGGACGGCCUUCGCUCAUGAAGCCUCCAAUCUCCCGCAGCUCAUCUUAUUACCGCAACCGUUACUACCACAACCGCAGCCGCCGCUACAGUUACAAGAGCAACCACAGUGAGUCAAACACCUAUCAAGUCCCCCUGGUGCGUGAUCGAGACCCCAUCUCUCCUGAAUCCAAACUGGGCAUUAUGGCAGGUUUGCCUACACCAAUGACAAUGGACUCAGAGUUCAUGCUGUACACCCUAACCUCACCUCUGAAAGACGGAAACAUUAACAUGGCUAUGGAUGAUUUAACAACUGCAGCUGCUCACAACAACACAGAGAUGCUGCCAGGAAACUGCGCUUCCAGCAGACGGACCACACCUGUCUGAAAGGAGCAGAACUGCAGCAUUGACAUAAAGGAGGAUGAGAACAUCAGUGAGAAAACAGAAAUGCUCUCAGUGUGUAGGUUUCAAACCAUUGUUCUGUUUGACUUGAUAUUGUCAAACUCAGAGAAAAAUAAAAGUGAACAAAAACACAGUUUUGAGAUACAAUAUUUUUCUUAUUUGUUUGUUAUUCUGCUGAGUUUCUGUAAAUAUAUCUGUAAUCUGCAUGCAAAUGAAUGUGGAAUGUAAAGGAAUCAUGCCGAGAAACAGAAAGGAGGAGCUGUCCAUGGUAAUAAGAAUUACAAAGAAAUUAAAGACACUACUUUUACACCUGAUGUGGUCCUAAAUUUCUAUCCCAUCCUUUUUAUAAUGCAUUAAACAUCCUGAGAAUGAAUACCCCAUUAAAUAUACUAGAGCCCACCAUAUCUAUGUCACACUGUCUACAUUUUUGUGUGUAAGUGUGAAUGAAUACACAACUAUGCAUAUAUGCCAUUAGGAUUUUGUCACUCUGUCUCUGUUUAAAUCAUAUAGAUAUUUUAUAUAAACAUUGAA